UACGGCGGUAGUGACGUCAUCUGACCCGGUGUGAAAGGUCAGCGGAAGCGUGCUGUCUUCCUUUUGGCUCUAGGAGCGAGCUGCUUCGUGUCGAAAUGGGCAAGUUCAUGAAACCCGGGAAGGUGGUGCUGGUCCUGGCCGGACGGUACUCUGGGCGCAAGGCCGUCAUCGUCAAGAACAUUGAUGAUGGGACCUCCGACAGGCCUUAUAGCCAUGCCUUGGUGGCAGGUAUCGAUCGCUACCCUCGAAAAGUGACUGCAGCAAUGGGCAAAAAGAAGAUUGCCAAGAGAUCGAAAAUCAAGUCCUUCGUGAAAGUUUAUAACUACAACCACCUCAUGCCCACCAGAUACUCUGUGGAUAUCCCACUGGACAAAACAGUUGUCAACAAGGAUGUGUUCCGUGACCCUGCACUUAAACGUAAGGCAAGGAGGGAGGCCAAGGUCAAGUUUGAGGAAAGGUACAAGACAGGCAAAAACAAGUGGUUCUUCCAGAAGCUACGGUUUUAGAGCUGCUGUGUUGGUCUUUGAUAUGCCUUUCCCAGCCCCACCUCAAUUUGGAAGUGAUCUCUCCCAUCAAAAUACUACCUUUCACCUAAAACAAUUCCAAAAGACUCAUGAUGGGAAAUGCCAUCCACAUCCAGAAAGGGAAAUGUGGAGUCUGAAUGCGGAUCGAAGCAGACUAUUUUCUUUUUUUUGUUUUGUUUUUCUUUCUCAUGGUUACUGCCAUUCGUUCUAAUUCUUCUAUACAAUAUGACUAAUGUGAAAAUAUGUUUAAUAGAAUAUAUCUGUAGAGCCUAAAUUGGAUUGCAUGCUGUCUUGAGGAGGGGGAGAAAAUUUAAAACUUAUGGAAGUGAAUGUAGAAAACUAAAAAUAAAUAAAUUAACUU
Trichosurus vulpecula (common brushtail) is the source of this 885-nucleotide messenger RNA. RefSeq names its product ribosomal protein L27 (gene RPL27). Gene Ontology annotation, biological process: translation. Gene Ontology annotation, cellular component: ribosome; cytosolic large ribosomal subunit. Bases 96 to 506 code for a protein of 136 amino acids. The transcript is spliced from 6 exons. Gene Ontology annotation, molecular function: structural constituent of ribosome. Lineage: Eukaryota; Metazoa; Chordata; Mammalia; Diprotodontia; Phalangeridae. The record is from RefSeq and is a predicted model, not a curated record.